This is a messenger RNA of Pocillopora meandrina, 4645 nucleotides long. The record is from the annotation of a GenBank genome assembly. NCBI's taxonomy places the organism in Eukaryota, Metazoa, Cnidaria, Anthozoa, Scleractinia, Pocilloporidae.
CUAAACUGUAAACUGCGAAAAGGCAGAGAGGAGUUACUACUGUCACAGCACUGAGACCAUUUUGCGCCUCUUUUUCGAACAUGGGCGACCUCUCUACGCCAGUGAGCCAAAGAUUUGGAAGUCGCUUAUGCGAGGAGGCCGAAAUGUCACCCUACAAUGAGUCUCCUUUCAUGAUUCCUCCAUCUCCUUUCAUGACACGACUCGGUCAUGGCACGGGUGUUUCGGUUUAUCGAUUCAAACGCGAACCGAGCAACAACAGCAUUAGAUCGCCUUGGGCCGUGAAAAAAGUAAAUAAGAAGGCAAGAUCAGGGAUAAGCGAACGACUCGCUCUAGAAGCAAGCAUUUUGAGACAACUGAAGCAUCCAAAUAUUGUCGGUUUUCGUGCCAUCUCGGGGAGUGUGGAUGGCGAUCUCUGCCUUGCAAUGGAAGACUGCGAGAGAGCUCUUGAAGACAUUAUCGAAGAAAAAGCGUAUCUGGAAGAAGAUUUCACUUACGAUGAAAUGCUGAAAGUUUCUUGGUCUGUUGCCAAUGCCUUGAGUUAUAUACACAACGAAAAAAAGAUCCUCCAUGGCGAUAUCAAAAGUGGUAAUGUUCUUAUAAGAGGUGAUUUUGAGGCUGUCAAACUGUGCGAUUUUGGAGUGGCACUGUGGUUGAAUGAUGAUCUGAGCGGACUGAAAAAUCCUGGAGGUAGAUACAUCGGCACAGAGCCGUGGAAAUGUAAGGAAGCUUUGAAGGGGGGAAUUAUCACAGAUAAGGCAGACAUCUUUGCUUAUGGUUUAUUAAUCUGGGAGAUGCUUGCUUUGAAUGUACCUCAUGUGGACUUGCUUGCAGGUUAGUGAGACAAAAUGAAAUGAGUUUUGCUUCAUCCAAACUUUUGGAAGUAAAAUUUGGACCUUUUUUUUCGCUGUAACUUUACAAUCAAUAAACCGAACUUUUUUCAACUCGCCCUUCUUGCCCAUUGGAUUUGUAAUACUACUCUGACCUUGAUGCUCGGUUCAAAGCACCUCCAUUUAGGAGCAUAAGACAAGUUUAAGGGUUAUCCAAACUUACGAUCAUAACUUUCCAUUUUUUCUCUUGGAAAUAUCUCCAUAUAAACCCAUAUUGUUUGAACACAAAACUACAGUCCCAAAUACAAUCUAUAGUUUUUGGCUUGGCGGAAAUCUUGCCCAUUUGUUUCCUAGGUGGAAAACAACUUGGCAGAAUUAAAACUAUUUCAUCGCUUUUAACGUCCACCAAUAAAAUUAGAAAAGGGAAUUGCACAUUUUUAUCAAAAAAUCUCCUAGGUAGCUGAUUUUAAGUUUAGUUACUCUGAACACCAUUUCUUUACAAUGUUCCGUAUACAUGUGCUGAAAGUUACACCAUCUGUGGGUUAAGUUACACACACCCCCUCUUUAAGAGGAAAACCUCAGUGGAAAUAUUUUUCAUUCAAGAGGAGUUGAUUGCCAUUCCAUUUUAGAACUGCUUAAGUGGUGAAAUUUAAGAUAUUUCAUAUCAAGCCCAGUCAUGGAUUUUUGGAAUGAGGAGACGCUAAAUUUUUUAAAAUAUAGUAAUCUGAUAGUUGACUUUACAGAAAAUGGCAAAUAGAGGCUGUUUAUUUUUGUCUAGUGAAAAGUGGGUGAAAAUAGCUGGCAAGCUGUAAGAUCUAAAAUGAUUUAAGUAAGACACAGUUAUUCCCAAAGUCUCACCAGGUUAACAAAACUAAUAGAAUUCAACACAAAGGUGAACCUGCAAAAUGGAUGUAUGUUGUAAACAAGAGCAAGUAACAAUUUUGUUAUGGACUUUAUGUAAUGUCCGUAACAAAGUGUCUCUUUUUGCUUUUCUCUAAAAAUAAAAUUCAUUUUUUUGUAAGCUUGGCUCCUUUUUUGUUUUUAGGGGCCCAAACUUAAGUGCAGUAAAUUAUCAAAAUCCUGGAAAAACACUGAAAAAAAUGAAGCCCACUUUAUGUUGCAGACAUUAUAUUAUGGACGUUACUUUACAGACAUUAUGGCUGCAUGACUUUUAUCAUAGUAAUUCUUUUGGGUGAAAUAAAUGCUAUAUGCAAACCAGUUUUGUUCAAACUUAUCACAUCCAAGUUAAUGGUGCUUUUAACUAAACACUAAUAACAAUAACCAUAACAACAACUACAUAUAUAACAUUAGCAACACUAUGGUGACAUGAGGAGUAUAUGUGUGAAUUAAGUUUACUGAAAGACAUGUUUAGAGUCAGCACCUUCUUUUAAAAUAUCCAUAAGAAUGAAUUUGAAAAAAAAAAUGCAGUGUUUCAGAAAUUUAGCUUAAAAGAUUGCACUUGUAAUGACUGUCUUCAUACUACAGCAAAAAUUUUUAAUUCAAACAGUUCAGUGCAGUGUAACUUUCUGAAAUAGUGUCAACUGGCUUAUUAAGAGUCAAUGGAUAGUACUCUGACAAGAAGUUCAGAACAAUACAAUUUCUGUAAUCAAUGCAAUGUUUAACUACUGCAAUCCGUGGUUAGUUGGUUUAGUAAUUUGAAAAAAUUUUUAUUGUGUACUAUCUGUAACAAAAAUUGUCUAACAUCCGCAACAACAAGUUUUUACCUCAAACUUUAAAUCUAAUUACAGAAUAAGGGAUACAACUAAAUUUUAAAAAAGUCAUGGAGCAGCUAUGUUCUUAUUAUUAUUAAAUAAUUUUUGUCUGAAUAGUCAAUUCACAGGAAAAAAAGUGUCAAAUGAACACAUAAAAUUGUAGGUUGACUUUUUUGUAAUGUCCGUAACAGUUUAAAAUGAAAACAUUGGGAGCCUUUGGUAAAGAAAGGAAAGUUUCUUUUCUGCUGAUAAUCUAGUACCCUGUGAGGAUUUUUUGUACAAAUUAUAAAUUAAAAACUGUGCAACAUAAAUUUUGUUAAGGAAAUUUGUUUCCAAAAAAUUGGUCUCUGAAUGUAAUACCUGUAACAUGGAAUUACCCUUUACAAUGUUCUGUAUAUAUGUAUGUGUACUGAAAGUUACAUGUACAUCAAAUCAUCUCUGGUUUUAACACCUCAUCCCCUCCCCUCUUUAAGAGGAAAACCUCAGUGGAAAUACUGUUAAUUCCAGAGAAGUUGACUGUUUUUUGUUUUUUUUUUUCGUGGUGGCCAUAAUUAAAAACACACUAUCACUAAAUGAUCAGAAAAUCAUGAAAGCAAAAGAAAUGAUGAACUGGUUAGAUGAAAGAUGUUAUGAAAUUGAUGGUUGGUAAAUUAACUGUUACCUUUUUUUCUAAGGGUGUAAAAUCUACAUGAAUACUGGUACCUAGGACUAAUGGUUUAUUGGCAUGGUUACUUAAUGUUGACAUUUUGGGGACAUUAAACUCUUAACUUAAACUACUCUGUGUAAGUGAUAUGACUUGACUCAUAACUGUAGGGCUAGAAAUCCAAUGAUAGCUCUGAAAAAUGUCAGAAGAGGACUAGAUUUUGUUCACAAAAUUUUGGUUUUGAAUAAGUUUAUUCCUCCGAUGUUACAAAGUUCCAUAAUGUACAUGUUUAUUGUCAUUUGUUUGUUUAUUUAUUUGUUUUUGGUUUUGUUUUGUUUAUGUCAGACAGCGAUGAAGAAACUGAUACAGGGUUGACCAGUGAUGAUGAGGAGGAUGAUGGUGCGUGUGACACAGAGGAAUACCUGGCAGCUUUAGGGACACGUCCCCCAUUACCUGCCAAGUUUGAAAAUGCAAAUUCAAUGCUUCCAGUCAUUGAAUUAUUUCACUGCUGCACCUUUGAAGACCCUAAAGAGAGACCAAGUGCUAAAGACAUUGUGGCAGCUCUAAAACCUGAGAUCUUGGCUAAUGAUAUCACAAUUUCAGCGUAAAGGGUAAAAAAAAGGAAAACAUGUUUUGCCUGUAACAAAUAUAGACUUUUAAAGGACUAGUAAUCAUUUUUUUAAUGCACAAAAUUUUUGUGGAAUGACUUAACACUGUAGAUACUAUAGUGCAUUAUUACAUGAUGACUAGAGGAGAAUGAAACUCAUCUGGAAGCAUUUAUUUGAUGUUAGAUUUCAUAGUCGGAAGCUUUUCAUUUAAAAUAUAGUAAAUAUAGUAAAUUGUAAUAGACACAAGUUAUUUAUAUUGAGUAUGGUCUGUUGGCCUAUAUUGAAUGCACAAUAAGUACCUUUCCUGUGCCAGCAGACAAAACUAGAAUUGUCUUAACAAAAUCAAAGGACAAAUUUUGCCAUGACAAAUGUUUGUUGCAGUAGUUAGAAAAAGCAGGUUCUAAUGUUUUUUUUUCAGUCAACCUUGAUUUUAAAGGCAAAUCAUGAAUUUAACCUUGAAAUCAAGGUUGACUUGAAAUCUUCAAAAUAUAAUAAAAUAUAGUAAAUUGUAAUAGACACAAGUUAUUUAUAUUGAGUAUGGUCUGUUGGCCUAUAUCGAAUGCACAACAAGAGCAGAAUUGUCUAAACAAACAACUGUUUUGCUAGUACAGAAAGGCUCUAAAUUAAACACAAGUGCCAAAUGUAGAGAGUAAAUAGGACUAUAGUGUUAAUAAUUAAAUAACUAGAUGGUCAUUUAUGGCAUCUCAAACUCAAAAAAAAGAUGACGAAGUUAUUGGAAAGUGUUUAGACUGCUUUGUAAGCUAUCACAUGAAGAAACAGGUGAAAAAAAUACUUCUAUGGUGCAUUGAGUAGUUUUUUCAGAACCCUUUAACCUCCAAGAUCUGAUUGUUAAUU